This is a messenger RNA of Syzygium oleosum, 1326 nucleotides long. RefSeq names its product probable mannitol dehydrogenase. Gene Ontology annotation, biological process: lignin biosynthetic process. Bases 62 to 1144 code for a protein of 360 amino acids. Gene Ontology annotation, molecular function: cinnamyl-alcohol dehydrogenase activity. Lineage: Eukaryota; Viridiplantae; Streptophyta; Magnoliopsida; Myrtales; Myrtaceae. The transcript is spliced from 5 exons. The record is from RefSeq and is a predicted model, not a curated record.
CACAUAUUACAGAUUUCUCUUCCAGUUUGAUUGAAGUAGUGCUCGUCAAGCUUUAGUGGAAAUGGCAAUAUCAGCAGAGAAUGAACACCCAGUGAAGGCUUUUGGAUGGGCAGCCAGAGAUUCUUCAGGACAUCUCUCUCCCUUUAAGUUCUCAAGAAGGGCCACCGGAGAAAAAGACGUCACUUUUAAGGUAUUGUACUGUGGUGUAUGCCAUACUGAUCUGCACACGAUCAAAAACGAAUGGGGACUAACUUCUUAUCCUGCGGUGCCUGGUUAUGAGAUUGUUGGUGUGAUCAUUGAAGUAGGCACCAAAGUGACAAAAUUCAAAAUUGGGGACAAAGUGGGUGUUGCUGGUAUGGCCGGAUCAUGUUGCUCUUGUGCAAAUUGCAAAAACGAUCUUGAGAAUUACUGCCCCAAAUUGGUCUCGACCUAUGGUGCAAAGUACCACGAUGGAACCACCACCUAUGGUGGUUAUUCGGACAUCAUGGUAUCAAACGAGCACUUUGUAGUUAAAAUCCCUGAUAACUUUCCUCUAGAUGGUGUUGCUCCUCUCCUUUGUGCCGGGAUCACUGUCUAUAGCCCAUUGAAGUACUAUGGGCUUGAUAAAGCCGGAAUGCACUUAGGGGUGGUUGGGCUUGGUGGGCUCGGGCACAUGGCUGUAAAUUUUGCUAAGGCCAUGGGCCUCAAGGUGACCAUCAUUAGCUCCUCACCAAAUAAGAAGAAGGAAGCUAUGAACCAUUUGGGAGCCGAUGGAUUCUUGGUUAGUCAUAAUACAGAAGAAAUGCAAUCUGCGAUAGGUAUAAUGGAUGGCAUCAUCGAUACUGUCUCAGCUGUACAUGCUAUUUUGCCUUUGAUCGAUCUCUUGAAAACUCAUGGAAAGCUUGUCAUGGUUGGUGCACCAGAGAAGCCACUUGAGCUGCUUGCUAUGCCACUCCUCAUGGGUAGAAAGAUUGUGGGAGGAAGUUUGGUUGGAGGGGUUAAGGAGACGCAAGAGAUGAUUAAUUUCGCAACGAAGCACAACAUAAUUGCGGAUAUUGAGCUUAUUCCUAUGGAUUAUGUGAACACUGCCAUAGAGCGUUUGUUAAAAGGAGAUGUUAAGUAUAGAUUUGUGAUCGACAUUGCCAAUUCAUUGAAGUCCUUUUGAUGAUCAUUACAAUGGAUUACUACUUGGCUGAGCGUGGAGGAGGAUCGACUUUCUUAACAUGUUUUUCAGAGUCAUGUUUGACAACUUAGAUGAUUUUUCAAUUUGAUAAUUUGCUUUUACUUAGUAUGGUGAUAUCACUUCAUUGUCUCCUUUGGAAUAACGAUGAGUACUUUGUGUAGAUA